AGCUGAAACAGUCUCUCUCUCUCUCUCUCUCUCUCUCUCUCUCUCACACACACUCUCUCUCUCUUCUCUCUCUCUGGAUUUAUUUCAUCUCCUCAGUUUUUUCCUUCGCUCGGAUGUUGAUGAAUAAAUCGAUAACUGAAUUGAUCCGCAGCUGCAGCAGGAGGAAAGUGGAUCAGUUUGAGAUCAGUGUGAAAGUGUUGGCGGUGAAAUGAGCACAAGUUGCUUAUGUUAGUGAAUUAAAAGAAGAAGAAGAAGCUGAUGGGGAUCGAACCGACGGGAAACUGAUCAAAGUGCAGCGGAUCGAUUAAGAUGGUCUUCGGCAUUCGGAGCUGAGAGAAGCAGCGGAGAUGUGCGAGGAGAACCGAGCAAGUGCCGGUCGCAACGGCUACACCAAAGCAGUGGAUGGAGAGGAGGGGGGAGGAGAGGGGGAGGAAGAGGAGGAGGGAGGAGAGGUGGAUGGAGAAGGAGGAGGAGGCGAGGAGAGGGAUGGAGAGUGGGACGAAGAGCUGGACGGAGAAAACGAGGGAGGUGUGAGGAUGACAAGAACCGACACGCUGCACUCGACCACAAGUUCGACUGGAACACAGAGGAGGAGAGGACUACACGCUAAGAAACAGGUGCAGGGCAGUAAUCAGGUCCAACGAGCUCCUCGAGCUUUAUAUUGUCUGAAACUGAACAAUCCAAUCAGACGAGCCGCUCUCUCUAUCGUCGAGUGGAAACCCUUUGAUAUCUUCAUCUUGUUAGCCAUCUUUGCUAACUGUGUCGCUCUGGGAGUUUCCAAACCGUUUCCUGAGGACGACUCCAACUCCACCAACCACGACUUGGAACAAGUGGAGUACGUCUUCCUCAUCAUCUUCACCAUUGAGACCUUCCUGAAGAUCCUGGCCUACGGUCUGGUGAUGCACCCGAGCUCCUACAUCCGCAACGGCUGGAACCUGCUGGACUUCGUCAUCGUCAUCGUCGGAUUGUUCAGCGUCGUCCUGGAGACAAUGACUCAUAAGUCUGGCGAGCAGGCGACCACUCACCACGUGCCGGGGAAACCUGGAGGUCUGGAUGUCAAAGCUCUGAGAGCCUUCAGGGUCCUGAGGCCCCUGAGGCUGGUCUCUGGAGUCCCCAGUCUGCAGAUCGUGUUGAACUCCAUCAUGAAGGCGAUGGUUCCUCUGCUUCACAUCGCUCUGCUGGUUCUCUUCGUCAUCAUCAUCUACGCCAUCAUUGGCCUGGAGCUCUUCAUCGGACGCAUGCAUCGGACCUGCUACUACAUGGGAGCAGAUAACUACGUGGAGGACGACCCGGUGCCGUGUGCGUUUGCCGGUCACGGCCGUCAGUGCGCAAUUAACGGCACAGAGUGUCGAGGGAGGUGGGACGGUCCCAAUGGAGGAAUCACCAACUUUGACAACUUCUUCUUUGCCAUGUUGACCGUGUUCCAGUGCAUCACAAUGGAGGGAUGGACCGACGUGCUGUACUGGAUGAACGACGCCAUCGGGUUUGAGCUGCCCUGGGUUUAUUUUGUCAGUCUGGUGAUUUUCGGCUCGUUCUUCGUUCUCAACCUGGUUCUGGGAGUCCUCAGCGGAGAGUUCAGUAAAGAGAGGGAGAAGGCGAAGGCGCGGGGAGAUUUUCAGAAGCUGCGCGAGAAGCAGCAGAUGGAAGAGGAUCUGUGUGGAUACAUGGACUGGAUCACUCAGGCUGAGGACAUGGACGAACUGGACGAGGACGGAAACCCACGUCCGUCUCUGGGCGACCUGUCCGACAAGAAGAGAGGGAAGUUUGGAUGGUUCAGUCACUCCAAUGACACACACGCAAGUCUUCCUGCCAGUGACACAGCGUCUACAAACACUGAAAACAUUGAUGAGGAACACACCAACUGCUGUCAGGCCUGCUGCUCCCAGGUGAUGAAGAUCAGCUGCUGUCGGACGUUGCGUCGCUGGAAUCGCGUCUGUCGCAGAAACUGUCGCACUGCUGUUAAAUCAGUGACAUUUUAUUGGCUGGUUCUGCUGCUCGUCUUCCUCAACACCUCCCUCAGCGCGUCCGAGCACUACAACCAACCUGACUGGCUGACAGAAGUCCAGGACAUCGCCAACAAGGUGCUGCUGUCCCUGUUCACGUUGGAGAUGCUGUUGAAGAUGUACAGUCUGGGUCUGGCUCAUUACUUCGUGGCGUUCUUUAACCGCUUCGACUGUUUCGUGGUGUGUGGCGGCAUCGUGGAGACCAUCCUGGUGGAGAUAGGCAUCAUGCCUCCUCUGGGGAUCUCUGUGCUGCGCUGCGUCCGCCUCCUGCGGAUCUUCAAGGUCACACGCCAUUGGACGGCUCUGUCCAAUCUGGUCGCGUCCCUACUGAACUCGAUGAAGUCCAUCGCCUCCCUGCUGCUCCUCCUCUUCCUCUUCCUCAUCAUCUUCGCUCUGCUCGGCAUGCAGCUGUUCGGAGGAAAGUUUAACUUUGACGAGACGCAGACCAAACGCAGCACGUUUGACGCCUUCCCGCAGGCGCUGCUCACCUGCUUCCAGAUCCUGACAGGCGAGGACUGGAACAUGGUCAUGUACGACGGCAUCAUGGCGUACGGCGGCCCCGUGUUUCCAGGGAUGAUCGUCUCUGUUUACUUCGUCAUCCUCUUCAUCUGUGGAAACUACAUCCUGCUGAACGUCUUCUUGGCCAUCGCCGUGGACAACCUGGCCGGAGGAGACGGAGACGACAAGAAGUGAGAGGAGGGGCGGGGAGGGGAGGAGGAGGAGGAGGAGGAGGUCGAAGACGAAGAAGUGAAGGUGGACAUUGAUGAAGACACCGAGUAUGAGGAGGAAGAGGAGCCUCCUGAAGGACAAGACGAUGCGGGGGUCCAGUUAAAGAUGGCCGACCUUGCUCCACCUAAGGAGAAGGUCCUUCCCAUCCCAGAAGGCAGUGCGUUCUUCUGCCUCAGCAACACGAACCCUAUCCGUGUGGCCUGUCACACUCUGAUCCAUCACCACAUCUUCACCAACCUCAUCCUCGUCUUCAUCAUCCUCAGCAGCUGCUCAUUGGCUGCUGAGGAUCCAAUCAGAGCCCACUCCUUCAGGAACAACAUUCUGGGUUAUGCGGACUACGCCUUCACCUCCAUCUUCACUGUAGAGAUCCUGUUAAAGAUGACGGUCCACGGAGCGUUCCUCCAUCAGGGCUCCUUCUGCAGGAACUGGUUCAACUUGUUGGAUCUACUGGUCGUCAGCGUCUCACUCGUCUCCUUCUUCCUUCACUCCAGUGCCAUCUCGGUGGUGAAGAUCCUCAGAGUCCUCAGGGUGCUGCGACCUCUGAGAGCCAUCAACAGAGCCAAAGGCCUCAAGCACGUGGUCCAGUGUGUGUUUGUGGCCAUCAAGACGAUCGGAAACAUCAUGAUCGUCACGACUCUGCUUCAGUUCAUGUUCGCCUGCAUCGGAGUUCAGCUGUUCAAGGGUAAAUUUUAUCGCUGUACGGACGAAGCCAAACACACACCUGAUCAGUGCAAAGGGACGUUUGUUGUGUAUAAAGACGGAGACGUGAGUCACCCGAUGGUCCGAGUGCGUCUGUGGCAGAACAGUGACUUCAACUUUGAUAACGUGUUGAUGGGGAUGAUGGCGCUCUUCACCGUCUCCACCUUCGAGGGCUGGCCAGCACUGCUGUACAAGGCCAUCGAUGCUAACGGGGAGAACUCUGGUCCCAUCUAUAACUACCGCGUGGAGAUCUCCAUCUUCUUCAUCGUCUACAUCAUCAUAAUCGCCUUCUUCAUGAUGAACAUCUUCGUAGGUUUCGUCAUCAUCACAUUCAGAGAGCAGGGAGAGCAGGAGUACAAGAACUGUGAGCUUGACAAGAACCAGCGUCAGUGUGUGGAAUACGCUCUGAAGGCUCAGCCUCUCAAACUCUACAUCCCCAAGAAUCCGGUCCAGUAUAAAUUUUGGUCGAUCAUCAACUCGACAUGGUUUGAGUACGUGAUGUUCGUCCUCAUCCUGCUCAACACCGUCACGCUGGCUGUUCAGCACUAUGAACAGUCCAAAAGGUUCAGCCACAUCAUGGACAUCCUGAACAUGGUGUUCACUGGACUCUUCACUGCGGAGAUGCUGCUGAAGCUGCUCGCUCUCAGACUCAGGCAUUAUUUCAUCGACGCCUGGAACUCAUUCGAUGCUCUCAUCGUGGUCGGCAGCGUGGUCGACAUCGUGGUCACGGAGUUCAGUAGUGGAGAGGACAGCUCUCGUGUGUCCAUCACCUUCUUCAGGCUGUUUCGAGUCAUGCGAUUGGUCAAGCUGCUGAGUAAAGGGGAAGGGAUUCGUACGCUGCUCUGGACGUUCAUCAAAUCACUGCAGGCGCUGCCAUAUGUCGCUCUGCUCAUCGCCAUGAUCUUCUUCAUCUACGCCGUCAUCGGCAUGCAGACGUUUGGAAAGGUGGCGAUGCAGGAUCACACUCAGAUCAACAGGAACAACAACUUCCAGACGUUUCCUCAGGCUGUUCUCCUCCUCUUCAGGUGUGCGACAGGUGAGGCGUGGCAGGAGAUCAUGUUGGCGAGUCUUCCAGGAAAACGCUGUGACCCCGAGUCAGACUACGAACCAGGAGAAGAAUUCAGCUGCGGCAGCAACUUCGCCAUCGUUUACUUCAUCAGCUUCUUCAUGCUCUGUGCUUUCCUGAUUAUCAACCUUUUUGUCGCCGUCAUCAUGGACAAUUUUGACUAUCUGACACGUGAUUGGUCGAUUCUGGGACCUCAUCAUCUGGACGAGUUUAAGAGGAUCUGGUCUGAGUACGACCCUGAGGCCAAAGGUCGAAUCAAACACCUGGACGUUGUGGCUCUGCUCAGGAGGAUUCAGCCUCCUCUGGGGUUUGGGAAGUUGUGUCCUCACAGAGUGGCCUGUAAGCGUCUGGUAGCGAUGAACAUGCCUCUGAACGCUGACGGGAUGGUGACCUUUAACGCUACGCUCUUCGCUCUGGUUCGCACGGCGCUCAAGAUCAAGACUGAAGGUAACCCUGAGCAGGAGAACGAGGAGCUGAGGGGGAUUAUCAAGAAGAUCUGGAAGAGAAUGAAACCAAAACUACUGGACGAAGUGAUUCCACCACAUGAAGAUGAGGAAGUUACCGUUGGAAAGUUUUACGCCACGUUUCUGAUCCAGGAUUAUUUCAGGAAGUUCAGGAAGAGGAAGGAGAAAGGAGAUUUGACCGGAGAGCCUGACGCCACCAACCCGUCUGCUAUACAGCUGUGUAAAGCCGGUCUGAAGACGCUCCAGGAUCUGGGUCCAGAGAUGCGUCUGGCUCUGAACGAGGACCUGGACGAGGAUGAGGAGGAGGACGUCAUGAUGGAGGAUGAGGAGCUGGAGGAGAACACUGCUUACAAGGGUGAAAACGGAUUUGGACCAGAGAGAGAUCGGCGAGGCUCCACCCUGGCCACGCCCACAGGUCCUGGCGGUGUUGUUGGAGACGUGGGUGUGUCUAAUGGGGGUCUGAUCCACCGGGUCGGUUCUCUCACUAAGAUGCCAAAUGGCAGCGACCACGACGAAAAUCUUCACCGUGGAGACAACAUGAGGUCAUCUGUCAAUCAUCAUCAUCAGCGACGCCCAUCAGAGAAGAAUGGAAUCCUGGACCGCGCCCACAAGAGACCGUCAUACUACAAACAUGGAAGGAGGGACUCCCGGGACAGAUACUGGAGGAACGGGGACACAGAGACGUACGGAGAGCAAGGUUACUACAGCAGAGACGAAGACAACGACAGCAUCACUUCCAGAGACAGACAUUACCCUGACGAUCCUCGAAUGUACAGAGACCACUACGAUGGACACGCCCCCGACACCAACAAUAGCUACGGUAACGGAUACAACGAGGAGAGGAGGACCACACGGAGACGCCUACUUCCUGCUACACCUACAGGUCGGAAACCGUCGUUUAACAUCCAGUGUCUGAGGAGGCAGGGCAGCAGUGACGACCUGCCCAUCCCAGGGACCUACCACCCCACCUCGCCGCCACGCCGCACACGCACACAGACGUUCAGCAAUUAUGAGACUCAUCAAUCUUCCGGCCGCCCCAUGCCGGCCUCCUCGACAUCCUGGGCGAACCCGUGUCCUCGCCGUGGACGCCUCCUCUACGCUCCUCUCAUCCUGGUUGAGGAGGAAGGCAGUCCGCCCUGGGGGGGGGGAGGACCAGGGGGGGAAAGGACGAAGGGAGAAGCAGGAAGAGGGGUCAGUGUGACAGGAGCAGAACCCAGACCGGUGUGGUACAGUGGCCCUGCAGGGACAUCAGCGCCGCCGCCGCCGCCGUACAGAGCCUACACCACGCUCAGAGUUCCCUCUCAGCUCGGAGCUCAGUUCACGGAGAAGCGAGGAUCGGCCGACAGUCUGGUCGAGGCGGUUCUGAUCUCUGAGGGUCUCGGUCUUUACGCUCGGGAUCCUAAGUUCGUGGCGUUUGCAAAGCGAGAGAUCGCAGAUGCAUGUCACAUGACGGUGGACGAGAUGGAGUCCGCUGCCAGCGACCUGCUUGGCUCGGCGAGCCACAGUUUACUUAGCAACACCCCCGCCACCGACCCCGCUGCUCUCUACAGCGACGAGGAGCCAAUCAGAACGGGGCGCGAUGAGGAUGAACUGGCUGACGAGAUGACCUGUGUGACAUCAUUUUGAACUUCUGGACCAAUCAGGGCUAAAUAGGACUGAGAGAGGCGGGACAUCUGUAGCCUGUCUGGGUUUGUUUGACAGAGAUUUGACCAAUCAGAAGAGAUGAGAGAGAAAGGGGUGGGGUUUAAUUAAAACUGCCAAAAGCCAAAUUGUGUGAGUUUGAGGGGUUAAAGGUCAAAGUGGAAGAGGAAGAAGGUAAUAAAAAGGGAAAGUGAUGGAGGGAGGAGAAGAAGGGAAAAAGAAGGAUGGAAGGAACUAAGGAGGGAGGGGUGCAGAAGAAUGGAUGAAAGAAAACUUAAAGAACAGAAGAAAAACAAAGCCGAGGAAAUAGAAGGAUGAAGAAACAGAAAGUAGGAACAAUAAAGAAGUCAGGAAGAACAAAAUAAAAACAAAAAGGAACAAAUUUAAAGUAAUGAAGGAAGGAUGAAGAAGGAGAAAGAGGAGAUGAGAGAAAGAAGAUUCAGCAAAAUAGGAAAGAAGGGAAAAAUCACGAUGAAGAGGGAAGAAAGAGAGAAAAGAUAAAUCUAAGUCAGAAGAAAGAGAGUAAGAAAGAUAAAUGGAGGAAGAAGGGAAAGGAAGAAUACAAAUAGUGAAUGGAGAUGAAGAGGACAGUAAAGGAAAAGAUAAAAGACAUGUCGGCGACACUUCCUGUGGAGAUUUUGUAGUUUGACACUAAGGAUCACUGAACAGGAGCCUGAGGGGCCCCGGGGCCCCGGGGGGCCGGGGGCCAGGACGUCAAUCAAACCGCUGAUGUAUACCCACAAUGCACUUCUGCUGUUGUGCGUUGUUUGGUUUUCCAGGUUGUUCUGUAAUUUUAUAAAACUUUGAAUGAGGUUUUUGAACUUUGUUAACAUUUGUACAUAAAGAUAAGACUUGACUUGAAAUGAAGAGAAGAAUUUAAAUUGAUUCACAGAUGCUUUUUCUUAAUGUUUAUGCAAAUGUAUUAUCCAUUUCAUUUCAUAGUGGUAUUAAAAAGUUUCCUGAUGUAAAUUUUAAACAGAUUUAAUUUGCUCGUUAGUUUGACUCUUGACUUUCAGCUGAAGUUUAAAUCAGACAUGUUUCUUCUUUCCUCUGUUUUUCUUCUGGAUUUUAACAAACAACCGAUUCAUUUCUUAUUUUCUUGCAGUAAAAGAUUAUUUUUCUGUUAACGAUCAGUUUUAUUAGAGUUCAUUUGCAGCAGCAUCAUGUCACCGAUGUGAAACUCAGAUGAAAGUCAACAGUAGAUCCUCUGUGUGGUUUGAAUCGGGUCCGAACUGAAGGAUCCGUGUUCAGACGUGUGAUUCGGUCACGUGUGGUUUUAUUUCACCACUGUUGAAUGAUGUGUUGAAUACUUCUUAGACUUUAAUAUGAACAUUCAUCCUCAUCACUGACGGACGAUGAAGUGAAAAGCCUUUUUUUGUCUCUUGUUGUUUUUUCUACUCGACGUAAGAAACUCAGUGUCUGUUCCACGUGUUUUCUUUUUUUAAAUGUUUGAUAUUUUUUUAUUCUUUCUGAGAGAGACGAUUUUUAUUAGUUUAUUCUCGACAGCUGACAAUUCACUGGUGUUUUUGUCUGAAAUUAUGGUCCCAUCAGACUUAUAGUUUUUCUUUCCAGCAGUUUGAACAGUUUCCAGCAGUUUGAACAGUUUUAACAGUUAAGGGCUUUUCAUUUUGACGUCUGGAUAAAAUCCUCAGAUGUGGAGACGUGUUCGGCUGAGACGCAGCUCCGUCUGAAACCUUCUUUACCUCAAAUAAAGACAGAGAACAAGCGGCAGUUUGUCUCCUUUCAACCAA
Messenger RNA from Hippoglossus stenolepis (Pacific halibut), 8353 nucleotides. It is a transcript of the gene cacna1fb, whose product is annotated as calcium channel, voltage-dependent, L type, alpha 1F subunit. Gene Ontology annotation, cellular component: membrane; voltage-gated calcium channel complex. The transcript has 51 exons. The record is from RefSeq and is a predicted model, not a curated record. Gene Ontology annotation, biological process: calcium ion import across plasma membrane. Lineage: Eukaryota; Metazoa; Chordata; Actinopteri; Pleuronectiformes; Pleuronectidae. Gene Ontology annotation, molecular function: high voltage-gated calcium channel activity.